Leptinotarsa decemlineata (Colorado potato beetle) is the source of this 3261-nucleotide messenger RNA. RefSeq names its product class I SAM-dependent methyltransferase fire dancer (gene fid). NCBI's taxonomy places the organism in Eukaryota, Metazoa, Arthropoda, Insecta, Coleoptera, Chrysomelidae. Gene Ontology annotation, biological process: tRNA wobble uridine modification; tRNA methylation. Gene Ontology annotation, molecular function: S-adenosylmethionine-dependent methyltransferase activity; tRNA (5-carboxymethyluridine(34)-5-O)-methyltransferase activity; tRNA binding. The record is from RefSeq and is a predicted model, not a curated record. Gene Ontology annotation, cellular component: cytoplasm; nucleus.
AUGCCUGUAGAUGAAAGAGUUGCUAGAAGCGUAGCUUUAGAGCAAGCGUAUGUUCACGACGUCUACGAACAAUUCUACGACAACCCGAGGAGUAAACCUUGGCCAAAGGUUGAAGAGUUUUUGAAUGAUUUGGAGCCAGGAUCGCUUGUGUGUGACGUUGGGUGUGGUAACGGCAAGUACCUCAACGUAAAUUCGUCAUUAUUCAAUAUAGGAGGAGACAAAUCUAAUAAUUUGAGUGAAGUGGCUAGAGAAAAAGAAAACGAGGUUAUUGUCCUGGACAACCUAGCACUUCCUUUCCGAGACGAGAGUCUCGACGCUGUAGUCUCCAUAGCAGUUGUUCACCAUUUAGCGACAACAGAUCGUCGCAUUUGCGCCUUGAGGGAAUUAGCGAGAGUACUGAGGAUCGGAGGACGAAUCAUAAUCUCCGUAUGGGCAAUGGAACAGAGUCAUCGCAAGUUCGAGUCACAAGAUGUUUUGGUUCCAUGGAGAAGACCCCGACAAAUAAGUACCCCAUCCUUGGAACUCACUUCAACUACAACGAACUCCGAGGAUGACGGACAAUUGGCCUACCAUGCAUAUACACAGACGUCUGAUAGUGACUCGAGCAAAUCGAUCAGGCUAAACGGCAUCACCCGAAAAAAAGCAAAAAGUCGCACAAAAGGUCGUUCAAUCGACCCAGGAAGAAACUCUUCACCAAGUAGUUCCAGCUUAUCCAGCCCGAACGAAACAUGCUACAGCUUCGUACGAAGAGCUAUACAAAAGCUAGCAGGCGGUGGCCGUCGCGCAGGAGUCCAUCGACCUUGGUUUCUGGAAAGUUGGACCACCUGCGCAAAAGAUCCCGAGCCUAAAGUUUUUGCACCUGCCGGAUGCGACUGCUGUGAUUGUCUAGAAAAUGCUUAUGAUAUUCCUAUAGAGUUGCGAAGAAUAGAUGAGGACGAGCUACCACAAAGAAGACAAACGUUUCCUUCUUCACAAUUGAUUAACGAAAUAUCUUACUUGAAAUCUAAAAGCAUGACAAACAUGAGAACCGUUGAGAAUAACAACACUUUCGUGAAGAAAACAGACAUCUCCAAUAAACCCUCGGAAACCAAGGAACCGGAAAGUGAACAACCAGUGAUUACCAUCCCUAAAAACUCGUUAACCAAACCAAAACUGGUGAAGCAGAAAAAAUCAAUAUGCGAGGAACACGAGGACGAGGCUUUAGACCAACCUACUGAUAUGGCUCAACAGUCAAGUUUACCGGAAUUCAAAUCCUCUUUGAAGAAAUAUAACCGGAGUGCAGUACUGAAACAAAGGUCGCUCAAUGAGGAAUUAAUGUCGACUGAUAGAUUGCAAGAGAAGGAAAGGCUACGGAGAAACAUUCAGAAACAGGCGUCUCUCAACGAAGAUCUAAUUUACCAUAGAUCAUAUGCUUUCGAGAACUUCAAGGACUCUGUUCUUUACGUGUCUACUUCCAAGCGCUUCCGUCUCAUAAAAACUGGCUUCACUAAUAAGUUCAAGAAUUCUACUACCAAUAUUGAAAGAGUUACAGGAUCUUCUUUGAAGAAUGGUUUUGUUCGAAUGUUCCAAAACUGGAAGAGUUCCGACCUCAUUUCUCCAUCCAUCCCUGAAGACGAACCGGUGGAAAACAUCAAAACUCCUGCACCUAGCAACGAGGAAAAGAAAGAAUGUGAAGGUACAUCCGAAAGGAGGUCUUCUAAAGAGGACGGUUCGGACUCAUCAAAAGACAGCAGUUUACAAAGCGAUACAAGCGUAGACUCAGAAGAUUCGUUCGCUUCGGUUAUUUUCGUUCCAAAAUCGGAUCCGAUGUCUCCGCUAACACUAUCCCCGGGUCCAACGUCACCCCGUUUGAAAAAUACUUCAGUCCCCAAUUCUCCCCGAAUCAAGCAGUCCUCUUGUCCGACUAGUCCUCGUAUCAAACAAAUGCCCUUAGCAAUCCAUCCUUUGACCAAACAGCUGAGCUCUCCGAAACCUUCAACAGAGUCAUUGGUAGAGAAGUUGGAACGAGAUCACAUCGUAGUCACGGAAGUUUCAAUUAAAGAGCCCAGCAAAACUCUGGCUCAAAAAUAUUCAGUACAACAAAUUCCUGUAUUCCAAAAAACUAGUUUGAAUACUCCAGCUAAGAAGGCCUCUUCAUCUCCUCCCAGCCCCGAGAAAUCGCCUGAACCCACUGACUCAAGAAACGAACGACUGAAAAAAAUUAAAGAACUGUUAAAACAGAAGCCAGGUUUCGGAAUACGCAAUAGCAGAUCAAGUUUUCCCAUAGUGCGACAAUCUUCUGUUUCCAACGGUAAAGUGGAAGCUAUUGCCAAACCAUUACCGAAACUCUUGACUCUCGAACUGUUCAAUCCGGAAACUGACGAUAAGGAUAGCGAUUCCAGUUGUGUAUCCUCACCAGACUCAGUAGAUAGUGUUAUUAGUAUUAGUAGUGACAGAAACUCACCGGCAAACCUUCGAUUUAAAUUUCCUCCAAUGAAAGAAAAACGUGAAACCAACAUGACUUUAUUGGAAGCAGCUGCAGAUGUAGCACAAACUUUAGACGACGCCGUAGAUAAAGUUAUCAAAUCGAGUCCGAGAACGAAGAAGAGACUGCAAUCCGGAGAGGUAUUUACCAUUUUACAACGAAAAUAUUCCUCGGAUACUGCUCCUUUAUUGGGAGAUGAUUCUGAAACCAGCUGGGAUGAAGAUUGUCAGAAGCAUUUGACGGACUUUGCAGACAAACUCAGUGAGAAACUGUUGCAGGAAAUUGAUCAGUAUCAAGUUAAAACUAAGUCAUCCAACUCCUUAGAGAACUUUGAAGAUCCAUAUAUAAGUCGUUUAAGCGAGGAGUUGGAGGACCUUUCAAAGUUGAGCGCGGAGAUACAGAAGCAAAACGAAUAUUUGGCUAAUCUAAGUGCUAGUGAAAAGUUGUUUGGGAAACCUUGUGUGAAAUGUAAACACAGUGCGUGUGCUUGCCCCAGAAAAAAAACUAAAGAAAACGUAGUGAAAAAUAUUCAGCCAGCCAACGAUGGUGAAUGUUCUACCAGCGGUAAAAGUGGCGGUAGCACUAACCACCAGCAAACGGACAAUUCCUCACGAAAUGUAGAUAACUCAACGAAGUGUGAUAUAAAAAGUACUGACAUUGUUGUAGAAACGGAACCAGCUCUCUACUCGAAUGUUUCUACUGUCAAUAAAUUAUCCAUUAAAAUGGGCACUUCCUCCGACUCUUGUGAUUCCGAGAAAGGUGAGCACAUUAGUAGUAAACGUAGUAGUAUAAUUUAG